Molecule: messenger RNA, 4497 nt
Organism: Coffea eugenioides
Lineage: Eukaryota; Viridiplantae; Streptophyta; Magnoliopsida; Gentianales; Rubiaceae
Exons: 8
Coding region: 1-4497 (1498 amino acids)
Biological process (GO): DNA repair; telomere maintenance
Molecular function (GO): DNA helicase activity
Source: RefSeq, a predicted model, not a curated record
AUGAAUCGAAACAUUGCUCCUUCUAAAAUGUUCGACCGAAAAGCUCGGCGUAACGAAAAGGCUAGACAAAGAUAUGCCUCUUUAACUGAGGAGCAGAAAGAAAUCCAACGACAAAAACGCCGUGAUGCCUAUAAAAGUAAAAAUAAAAAGACAAAGACUACUUUUACGUCUUCAUUAGUAUUGAGACGAAAAGAUGAUGAGCACACCAGUAAUAAGCAACUGUUACAGCAGGCUUUUCGCAUUUGUGAACCUAACUGUGGUCAUAAGCACCACCGUGAGGCAGUUCUUGGAGACAAAGCUGAUAGUAAUCGAAGGCAGAAGGAGCAUGUUUCAGAAUUUUCAACAUAUCACAAAGGUUCUACUUCUACAGCUCGACGGAUAAAGAAGUGUCAGCAUUCUAAAGUGACGCAAUCUUCAGACCAACCACCCAUCUGCAACUCCUGCUAUAGCUUGCUUUCUGAAGCAAUGGAGGAUCUAACAGUUAAAAGCUAUGGGGAAGACCAAAAUGCUUCGAUUAGGAAACAAAACAAGGUACGCAAACAACGUAAAAGGGUGGUGAAGGGAAUCGAGGCAUUAUCUUCGAUAAGCUUGGAAGCUGAUAGAUUACCAGAACAACAGAAUUGCAAGUACUGCGGAGCUAAAAAAUUUUAUUCUGAGUCUGCAAACUUUUGUUGCUCUGAUGGAGAAGUAGUCUUAGAAGAGAAUAAAAUGCCAGACAUAUUAAUAGAGCUAUUUACUAGUGAAACUGAAGAAGCAAUUUGUUUCAGAACCUAUGUAAGAACAUACAAUAGUAUGUUUGCUUUCACCUCUUUCGGAGUUAACUAUGAUAAAUCGCUUUGCCAAAGAAGAAACGGAAUAUAUACUUUUAAAAUUCAGGGCCAAAUGUAUCAUUUUAUAAAUCAAUUGAUUCCCCAUGAAGGAUCAGGAAUGUUUUUGCAGUUAUACUUUCAUGAUACUGAACAUGAAAUCGCAAAUCGAUUGGCUUUUUCAACAAAACUAACUGAGAGCAUAGUGGUGAAACUCAUGGAACUCAUGAAAAGUAACCCUUAUGCUUGCUUUUUCCGAAGCCUGAGACAUGUUCCAGACUUGGACAAUUAUCAAAUAGUCCUAAAAUCUUACUGUCAAACUGAUCAGCGAGUCUUUAACAAGCCAACAGUAUCCCAAGUAGCUGCACUGUGGGUUGAAGGUGAAAACUCACAGGACAGCUAUGCUAGACACAUUCAAGUAUACACAAAAGAGGGUCACAGUCGUAGAAUUCAAUAUUACUAUGGCUGUUAUGAUCCAUUGCAGUAUCCACUUCUAUUUCCCUUUGGCGAAACAGGGUGGCAACCUGGAAUUCAGAGAUCUGGCACUGCUUUCAAAAACUUUGAGAAUUCAAAGGAGAAUGUGUCCAUGCGUGAAUACUAUGCAUAUAGGUUCCAGAUGAGGGAGAAAAAUAAACCAAAUAUUCUUAAUACUGCCCGUGCAUUUCAACAGUAUGUAGUGGACAUGUACGUAAAAAUUGAGAGUCAAAGGCUUGAUUUUUUCCGGCAUAGGCAACAACAAAUUAGGACUGAGCAAUUACAGGGUGUCAUGGAUUCUGUAGUUGAGGGCCAAUGUAGAGGUUCAAAAGUAGGGCAACGAGUAAUUUUGCCAGCAUCUUUUAUAGGAGGCCCGUGUGAUAUGAAAAGAAGGUAUGUUGAUGCUAUGGCCUUAGUUCAAAAAUUCGGAAAACCUAACAUUUUUUUAACAAUGACUUGUAACCCAUCAUGGCCAGAAAUCAAAGAAAACUUACUGCCCACUGAUGAGUCUCAAAACCGUGUUGAUCUUUCUGCUAGAGUUUUUCAUGCCAAGUUAGAAAUUUUAAAAGAAGAGUUGUUUAAGAAAGAGGUAUUGGGUAAAGUAGCUGCUUACACCUAUGUUGUUGAAUUCCCAAAAUGGGGGUUGCCGCAUGCACAUUUCUUAAUAAUUUUACACCCAACGUCUAAAUUAUAUUCAACGGAAUCCUAUGAUCACAUUGUUUCUGCUGAGAUUCCUGACAAGAAAGAGCAUCCACACUUGUUUAAAAUGGUUCGCAAACACAUGAUACAUGGUCCUUGUGGCAAUAAAAAUGCAGAUAACGUGUGUAUGCAAGGUACAACUGUUAAAAAAUGCAAAACUCAUUAUCCUAAACAGUGGGCAGAAAAGACUACACAAUCUGAAAAUUCUUAUCCAACAUAUAGGCGGAGGAACAAUGGAGAAAAGGUAAAAGUUCGAGGCCAUGAAUUGGAUAAUAGAUGGGUGGUUCCAUAUAAUCCUUACUUGUUAGCAAAAUUCAAUUGCCAUAUGAAUGUUGAAAUUUGCUCAACAAUAAAGGUAGUCAAGCAUACUUAUAAGUACAUAUAUAAGGGACAUGAUAAAAUACACUUUGCUGUGAAUUCAGAUGACAGAUCUAAAGAGAUAGAUGAAAUUAAGGAGUACCAAUCAGCAAGAUGGGUUACUCCUAUUGAAGCCAUUUGGCGAAUUUACAGAUUUCCCUUAUUUGAAACACAUCCUGGUGUCAUUAACCUUCAGCUACAUCUUGAAAAUUAUCAAUCUCUGACCUUCAAAGAUGAUGCUGAUCUUAGAGAUCUUUUGAAAAGUAAAUUUGCUAAGAAAAGUAUGCUAACUGAAUUUUUCCUUAUGAAUGCUACUGAUGAGAGAGCCAAAACAUUGAAAUGCACAUACAAAGAAUUUCCUGAACAUUUUGUGUGGAAACCUGGUAAACGCAUAUGGGAUAUUAGGCAGCAGAGAGGUUCAAUAGGCCGAAUUGUUACAGCAAAUCCAAGUGAGGGCGAGAGGUACUUCUUAAGAUUAUUGUUAUUGAAUGUAAAAGGGCCAACAUCAUUUGAUGACCUGAAAACUGUCGAUGGUGUUUAUGUUAAUACCUUUAGAGAAGCAGUAAUAAUGAGAGGAUUAUUUGAAUCCAAUAACCCUCAAGAGCAGUGCCUAGAAGAAGCAGCUUUAUACCACAUGCCAUAUAGCUUUAGAAGACUAUUUGCUACUCUAUUAGUUUACUUCACUCCUGCUGAUCCAAGAAGUUUAUGGUUAAAAUUCAAAGAAUCUCUGUCAGAAGAUUUCAAUAGAACUUUGAAUUUGUCAAGCGAUCAGGUACAACAUAAAGUUCUCUAUGAGAUUAGCAAGUUUUUAGAAUCAAUGGGAAAAAACAUUAAUAUGUAUGGAUUAGUACCACGAAUCUUAAAGUUUGAUGAACUGGAUGGAGGUACAAGAGACACAAAUUCUGAGCUAAACUUUAAAGUCAAUGUAGAAGAUAUUGCUGCUAUCUCUAAAUUAAAUAAAGAUCAAAAAGUAGCAUUUGAUACUAUCAUAGAUGCUGUUUUUGUACACUGCAAAGGGAGUUUCUUUAUUGAUGGGCCUGGGGGAACAGGGAAAACAUUCUUGUACCGUGCACUACUAGCUGCAAUUAGAUCAAAGGGAUGUAUAGCUUUGGCAACGGCCUCUUGUGGAGUAGCUGCUUCUAUCUUACUUGGAGGUAGAACAGCCCACUCACGAUUUAAAAUUCCUUUAGACAUGAAUCCUAACAACAUGUGCAAAGCAAGCAAACAAAGCUCAUUGGCAAAGUUAUUACAGCAAGCCAAAUUGAUCAUUUGGGAUGAAGCGCCUAUGACACAUAGAGCAGGAAUUGAGGGAGUAGAUCGUUUGCUUAGAGACCUAAUGGAUAACUCUGAAUUAUUUGGGUCAAAAGUGAUGGUAUUUGGUGGUGAUUUUAGGCAAGUUCUUCCAGUAGUUGUAAAAGGGUCAAAAUCAGACUUUAUCGAAGCUAGCCUUAUAAAAUCUUAUAUUUGGCCUCAUCUGCAGAAAUUAAAAUUGAAGGAAAACAUGAGAGCAAGAUUAGAUCCUGAUUUUAGCAACUACCUUCUUCGCAUAGAUCAGAUCAAUGAAAAGCUGAUACAGGAAUUUCUCGGAACCCCAUUUGACUACUUAAGCAGAGAUAAAUGUUUAGAUAAUUCGCAGCAAGCAAUUCUAGAGGACUUCAUGAAUAGCCACACUCCAAAUGGUUUUCCUCCACAUCGAUUGACAUUGAAAGAAAAUGCACCAAUAAUGUUGUUGAGAAACAUUGACCCACCAGAAGGUCUAUGUAAUGGAACAAGACUUCUAUGCAAAUCACUUAAACACAAUAUUAUAGAUGCAGUCAUAAGUUCUGGCGAAUUUGCUGGCAAGCAAGUAUUUCUACAUAGAAUUUGCUUUCGUGUUGAAAAUGACCCUAAUUCUCCUCUAUCUUUUGAACGAAUGCAAUUUCCUAUAAGACUUUGUUUUGCAAUGACCAUUAAUAAAGCUCAAGGGCAAACUUUAGAUUAUGUUGGCAUUUAUUUGCGAGAACCUGUUUUUUCACAUGGUCAACCGUAUGUUGCAUUAUCUAGAGCUAAAAAUAGCAAAUCUGUUAAAAUUUUGAUCACGCCUCCUAUAUAUGAUUCAAGUUUAGAUUAUGUGACUCCUAAUAUAGUUUACAAGGACGUAUUGCAGCUAUCUUGUCAAUAA